This is a messenger RNA of Tremella mesenterica DSM 1558, 774 nucleotides long. RefSeq lists its product as uncharacterized. The transcript has a single exon. The record is from RefSeq and is a predicted model, not a curated record. Lineage: Eukaryota; Fungi; Basidiomycota; Tremellomycetes; Tremellales; Tremellaceae. Bases 1 to 774 code for a protein of 257 amino acids.
AUGCAAGCCUCAUCAAGCAAUCAAACAAGUUUACAUCCAGAAGCUACGCCAUGCCGGGUCGUCCGUAUCAAACUCAUAGCUGACCUACGGGCCAUUUCACAAUUCACUAGAAAUUCUCUUCUGUCCACCUUUACACAUCCCUCUGUAUCUGCAUUUCCGGGUCGUAUCACAUUGUGGUUAUCUCAUAUGGAUGACAUUGAUCAAAAUCUCCAAAAAUACGCCGAGUUAACAUUACAUCUCCAACCGGAUCCUUCAUCUAGCUCCACAAGACAAACUAAUUCUUUCUUUCCAAACCAACCCAGCAACUCUACAUCAGGCUCGGAUAACAUUCAGACUCCACAAACAUCUGCUGAUUUCUUGAAAUUGGCCUUAGAAGGUUUACAAAUCCCUCAUGUUCCAGGUUCGACACCAACACAAGAUCAGAGGAUGAACUCUAGGAUACAAGAAAUAUCCCGGAAAUUAACAGUCUUGGAUCAAUUGGAAAGUCAGGGAGUCACACAUGUGUGGGAAGAACAGUUAGGGAGAUCAGAAACUGAUUGGGUGGAACAGUAUUGGCAACAGAGGAAUGAGUUUGUGAAUGAGGAAGUUUUGCGGGUGACAAAUCCCAUUGCCAUGGGAGAAGAAGGAGAGGAAGUGUGGGGAGAAGAGGGAGGGGAGAUAAGUUGGAGUGACUUUUUGCUGCAGCAGGGUAAUGAACUAGAUUAUACAGAUGGACAAAUUUGGGAAGAUUAUCAGAAUUCAUUUCCCCAAAAUCAGUUUGACGGUGUUGAGUAG